Molecule: messenger RNA, 1805 nt
Organism: Gekko japonicus
Lineage: Eukaryota; Metazoa; Chordata; Lepidosauria; Squamata; Gekkonidae
Gene: PREB
Product: prolactin regulatory element binding
Exons: 9
Coding region: 181-1443 (420 amino acids)
Biological process (GO): protein secretion
Cellular component (GO): endoplasmic reticulum membrane
Molecular function (GO): guanyl-nucleotide exchange factor activity; protein binding; GTPase activator activity
Source: RefSeq, a predicted model, not a curated record
GUAGGGGUGUGAGAGCCGCGGCUACCGGGAACGGGCUGGAACGGAGAGGAAGAGGAAAGGAGAACAUCGGGGGGCGGGCAAGAAAAGGGUCAGAGGUCGUGCCAGAGGGAGGGUUAAGUGAAGGGACAGUUUCCCUGGGGUUGGCAUGAGUUGACCUUUGGCCCUUCUGUCGCCCAGGCCAUGGCCCCCCGGCGGCCCCCGGAGCUUUACCGGGCUCCCUUCCCCCUCUAUGCCCUGCGCGUGCAUCGCGAGGCUGGUCUGGCUCUGAUCGGGGGUGGCGGCGGAGCUGCCAAGACCGGCAUCAAGAAUGGCCUGCAUUUCUUGCAACUGGACUGGAGGGGAGGUGACCUGUCUGCUUCACUAUUGCACGCACAUGACACAGAGACACGGGCCACCAUGACCAUGGCAUUGGCAGGGAACAUCAUUGCCGCAGGGCAGGAUGCCACCUGCCACAUCCUGAACUUCCACCUGCAGCAACCCAGUCAGAAAGGGGGUACUGGUGAUUCUGCCCCCAGUAAAGCAAGUGGCGAUGAGAAGGGUCCCAGGAGGCGCAAGGCCCCCCCGGCCAGUGGGCCUGGUAGCACCAGUGACACACGCAAGGAGACAAAUGAAGUGACUGUGGAAACCCUGCACCGUGUCCAGACGGAUACCAGUCCUGACGCCCUGCAGAAGGCUGUGUGCUUCAGUGAUGACCACACCCUCCUGGCCACUGGUGGCGUGGAUGGAUUCCUACGGGUCUGGGAGUUUCCCAGCAUGAAGAAAACCCUCGAGUUCCAGGCCCACAAUGGGGAGAUUGAGGACAUAACGCUGAGUCCAGAUAAUAAGGUCGUGACGGUGGGCCGGGACUUCCAAUGCUGCGUGUGGCAGAGGGAUCAGUUGGUGACUGGGCUGCACUGGAACGAGAACCUUCCAGGCAUCCCGGAUAAGGCCUACCGCUACCAGGCUUGCAGGUUUGGGACAGUGGAAGACCAAGCCAAGGCUCUGCGGCUGUACACGGUGCAGAUCCCUUACAAGCGGGAGCGACGACCACCCCCUUGCUACAUUACCAAGUGGGAUGGGCACAGCUUCCUGCCCUUGCUCACCCGGCCUUGCGGCAACGAGGUCAUCUCCUGCCUCUCCAUCAGCGACACUGGCACGUUCCUGGGUCUGGGCACUGUGACGGGCUCCGUUGCCAUCUUUGUUGCCUUCUCGUUGCAGAGGUUGUACUAUGUACGGGAGGCGCAUGGCAUUGUGGUCACCGCUGUGGCCUUCCUGCCCGAGACCCCUGAGCUGCUGAAGGACAACGAGGCGGCCCUGCUGAGCGUGGCUGUGGACAGUCGCUGCCGUCUGCACCGGAUCCCCUGCCGGCGGAGUUUCCCGGUGUGGCUGGUACUGCUCUUGUGUGCCGGACUGCUGGUGGGCACGGUCCUGCUGCUACAGCUGGCCUUCCCCGGAUUCCUCUAGCCCUCCUUGUGCCGGAUCGAGCGUUGGGAAAGCUUGGACUCUGCUCUGGCCUCCCUGGGGGGCUGCGUUGACCCCAUUCCUGGGCUCGCAGACUGGAGAGUGAUUCAGAACGCCGGACAAGAGUCACUCUGCUUGAACGUCUGCUCAGAUGUGCUCGGCUGAGAGCUGCUUGCCCUGAGACGGGGGGCAGGGCCUCGCUUGGAUUGAGUCCCGGGCAUGAACUUCGGCCCUCUUUGUCUCAUCCCCUGGGGGAGGACACACACCCCCUCCGUUUUUCUUGACUGUUCGGUUGAAACAUUCCAGCCUCUGAGCGGGUAAGUCCCAUUCCAUCUGACGGAGAAAGUCUCGCAGCUACAAUUAAA